AAUGAAGAUGAAAAUAAGUUGGAUAAAAUGGAGAUAUAGUUAGAGCAGAACUUCACUUUGGCGAGAAAUGGAGUUAAAAUACUGUUUUAUGUUGCUGUUUGUUAUCACAAAUGGAAUAUUACAAGUCUCAGGAAUUGCACCUAAAGGUCAUCCUAAAGGAUGAAACUAUCUCAUGAUGGUUUAGUAUAUUCCAAAACUUAUCCGAGAAUUAAUUUUACAUACCAUUUUUUGAACAGAUAAAAAAUUAAUAUGUUGACUACCUUGUAACUGGAAUCAUUAUGUAAAUUACGAAUAAAUAUCAUACGUCAGUUAACAGCAUUUUUCCAUGCUGAUCAAAAUCUCAGACUUUUAACCUACAACAUUUCAAUACAUAUUCGCUUUCAUUUCCAAUAGAUUUCUUUUUAUAUUUCACGAUAUUCGAGAAAAACUUUCCUAAAUUAUUUGCCAGAGAUGAAAACGAAAUCAGUGGAAAAAAAUCUGAUAAGAAUGUUACUAAAUCGUUAUGAACAAUUUGGUGUAAUUGGACGACCAGUGAAUGAUAGUAAAAUCAAAGUUGAUGUUCGUUAUGGGUUACAACUUUUCCAAAUUUUGGAUUUAGAUGAGAAUAAACAAAUUUUACGAACCAACUGUUGGUCAAUGUAUAAAUGGACAGAUUCACUUCUUCGUUGGAAUGAAAGUGAUUAUGGAAAUAUUAAAACAGUUCGAAUAUUUCCUUCACAGAUUUGGACACCAGACAUUAAGCUGUACAAUUUUGCUGAUGAACGCUUACGAGAACACAGAGAUGCUCGUGUUGUGGUAUCGAGUAACGGCGAAAUGUUAUGGGUUCCACAAGCACUGUUUAAAAGUACAUGUGAAGUCGAAAUCACAUAUUUUCCAUUUGAUACACAAAUAUGUAUGCUGGAAUUCGGAUCUUGGACGUACGAUAAGACACAAAUGGAUAUACUGUGGUGGAUUCCAGAUUCACCUCCCAUAGAAGAAAUGCCAUACUUAGACUUUUCCGAUUACGUACCAAGUAAUGAAUGGCGUACCGAUGGAGAGAAAGAACGAGAAGUACAUCAUGUCAAUCGUACUAUACAGAUUCGAUCAGUUAAGAAACAUCGACGUCGAAGUCAAACUGUUGGUAACGAAGUGAUCACAAGAGAAUAUCCAGUGUUACGAUAUUUGAUACGUUUGAGACGAAAUCCGAGUUUUUAUGUAUUCAUGUUAGUGAUUCCAUGUGUUCUGUUAUCAUCUUUGACGUUGGUUGUAUUUUGGUUGCCUCCAGAAUCUCCAGCAAAAAUGAUGCUUGGUAUGAACAUAUUUGUUGCAUUCUUCGUUUUGCUCCUACUAUUGGCUGAAUCAACACCUAGUGCUGUGAAAAAUUUCCCAUUGAUUGGAGUGUAUUUUUGUUUGAAUAUGAUUAUGAUUACGUUGUCUACGUUUUUGGCAACUUUGGUCAUUCAUCUUUAUUUCCGAGGUGAUCGCAAUGGAUCAGUUCCAUAUAUUUUGAGAAGAAUUAUUAUUGAAGGUAUUGGACGACUUACAUUGGUACGACAGCGAAUUCCUCUACCAGAAAUGAAAAAACCAAUUAGACCUGCAAUAAUAAAACCUCACAAAAAGAUUCAAAUUCCAAGUAUGUCACCUAAUAAAAUGCCAACAACUGAAGAAAUAUGCUGUCAGAAUGAACGUACUAGGCAUUUUGGAGUUGGAAAAUUUCAACAAUGCAAUAUGGUUGGUAGUAAUUUUUUGUACGGAGAAGAGCAAUUAGGAGAAGCUGUUAGUAAUUGGUUUACUCCAAAUGAACAUUGUUCUAUCCCAAGAUGUCCCGGUCAGUUCGAUUCUUAUGCAAUGGCUACACCGAUUAAUAAUGUAUCUCAAAUACUCGGAAGUGCAAGAAAAUCAUCACAAAAUGAGCCAGAUAACACAGCUAAUCACGAUGAAUCACCAACAGUUUUAAGUUCAACGACUACACUGGAACGUGAUGUGAGAGAGUUGAAAAAAUACGUCAAAAUGUUAGUUAAUCGACAAAAGGAAACAGCUCGUAAAAGUUUAGUGGCUAUGGAAUGGCGCACUUUGGCAAUUGUCUUAGAUCGUUUGUUUUUCUUUAUUUAUAUUACCACCAUUGUGAUUGCGGUAGUUGUUUCAGUACCACGAAGUACAGAACCAGAAGUUCCACCAGCAUUUCGAGAUGAUUAAAAAUAUCCACUGCAUCAGGUGAUGCCUAUGAAGGAGUUUUUGCUCAAAAAGGAAACAUUGCAUGAAAAUGAAUUAGACAUAAUUAGUCAAUUUAUUUUUAUUUUCUAGGUCUCUUGGCUAGCAAAAAUAAAAAUUGUGUUUCGUCCUUGUUAAUUAUUCAUAAUUUAUUUCUUUGACGCAUAAUUGUAUUUUACGAACAAAUUAUAAACAUAAAGGAGGUAUAUUGUUUAUAACUUUUGAAUGAUCCCUUCUCAUUAAGGGUAACUUAGAUUAAAAUGAUUACUUUCCUAUAGAUUCAAUUGGAUCUAGUUGUUGUUUUGCAAAUAGUUCUCCUUCUAUUUGUAAAACUGUAUCAAAACAACUUUCAGUUUUGCUGUUCAUUACAGGCUGUUAUGCAUUUCAUUUGUGUAUAAAUUUCACUAAGACUCCAUACAAUUUUACAAUAAGGCAUUUGAUAUAUGUAUUCUAGUGAAUUGUUUCUUAGUCAGUCUUAUCAUUGUAGGGAUGUAUCACAAAAUGAACCAAUUUCAUUCUGAAAUACACAAACAACUGUUUUUUUUUUAAUGUUAUAUUUUAAUCUGUGUUGUUAUUCUUACUGUGAAACGAUAAACUUAUUUGUUAAUUAUAAAUAAUUAUCCUGUUUAACUAUAGCCUUUAAUCUUAUUAGUAGAAUAAAGGAUUUGAUGAAGUUACAGUUAUUCAUUAUAACUUUCCUCAUAGGUUUAGUAGAUUUUUCUAAA
Schistosoma turkestanicum is the source of this 2915-nucleotide messenger RNA. The record is from the annotation of a GenBank genome assembly. Lineage: Eukaryota; Metazoa; Platyhelminthes; Trematoda; Strigeidida; Schistosomatidae.